AUGGUUUUGGCCGAACCGUUGCCAUCCCUACUUUCGAUCAAAGGAGAGGCCGGAGGGUAUACCCUCACCUCGACUCAGGAUGCAAGGGAUUUGGCAACUUACUUUUGGAACAACUUCUUGGGAGGGAAAUCCUCGUCUCGCCCUCUUGGGAACGCUGUUUUGGAUGGGAUUGACUUCGAUAUUGAAGGUGGAACGUCUCAACACUGGAAUGAACUGCUCGGUAUCUUUCUAAAUAUAGCACACGAGUUUUACAAUAACCAUCCUUGCCAAUACACUUCUGGAGAUAUUUCAAAUCUGAAGAAUGCAUGGAAAGAAUGGAUUUCGUCUAUUCCUGCAACUAAGAUUUUCCUAGGACUACCAGCAGCUCCAGACGCCGCUGGAAGUGGCUUCAUCCCGGUGGCUGAUCUUACUUCGACUGUUCUUCCAGCUAUUAAGGGUUCUACUAAAUAUGGAGGUGUUAUGCUGUGGUCCAAGUACUAUGAUGAAUCGAUGAUCAAACUGGAUAUAGCUCUGGCAUUAAAAGCUAUGUCUAAAAUCUGUACUACUAUUCACUGGAUUCUGUAUGUUUAUGAAUUGAAUAUCACUUCCCAUAGCAAAUUCUUUAGGGCAGGGCCAGUUAUAUCUCAAGCCUGCAAGGCUGCAGUUCUGAGUGUCUUUAGUAUCCAAACGAGCUCCUAUAAGGCAAGCUGUGUUUCUUGCAUAAUUUCUGGACAAUCGAAGAAAAUUUCCUCAAAUGACAUUUUGGACAAACAACACCCUUUCAUUCCUAUUGAUGAGGUAAGAAACAAGCAAAGGGAACCAAGUCCAAAAAACAAGAAUUCUCAAUAUGUUCAAGGCUCGAUCAUGCUCUUUUCUAUUCAAAAACAAGAGCAAGAACGUCUGAAGAUAAAGAUUGACUCUUGCGAUGCACAUUACUGGAUAGAAUGUCAGGUUCUGAUAACUCACAAAAAACCUUGCCAUGUAAUCAAAUGUAAGUUUUCUUUCAUAAAAACGACUGAAACAUUCUUGAAGAAACCACAAGAAGUGGCAGAUGCUGAAGAUCAAGAUCAUAAUCAAGGCUAUUACACGAGACGUGAUGGGCAUUAUGAGAAUCCAUUAGCCUUGUUAUGA
Fraxinus pennsylvanica is the source of this 1110-nucleotide messenger RNA. NCBI's taxonomy places the organism in Eukaryota, Viridiplantae, Streptophyta, Magnoliopsida, Lamiales, Oleaceae. The record is from the annotation of a GenBank genome assembly.